UCACGUGAGCUAGAGUGAAAAUAGCUGACGAGCAUUAUAAUGGCAGAGGUGGAAUGGGCUGGUCCACGUCUCCGGUUUCCCCAAAACUCAGAAAAAGAACAUCUUGGCCUAAAAUCUUCCCAGCAACAGCUAUUAAGCAUCGUAAAUCUCGUUGAGAUACUUGAUUUGCUGAGAAAGCAUCAAUACUCAGGUACAGAUUAUCAUGAUCUUGGUCUUCGUCUGGGACUUUCACCUCGUACUCUUGAUAUUAUUACUAAAGAUCAUACUGGAGAUGUCAAUAGCUGUCUGAAAAAGUGCCUCGAAGAAUGGUUAAAACAAUCUGAUAAUAGCAUGGUGGUUGCUGGUCCAACUUAUGAUUCACUGAUAAAAGCACUGAGGAAUAUUAAUCAAAAUGCUGUAGCAGAUGGAAUAGAUAGAGAAAAACAUCCUGCUUGUGUUAUUUUUUCUCGCUGUAAAUCUGAUCAGUCUAUUGUGAAUUCCCUUCCACAGCUUGCCAUACUCCUUCACAAGGAGAAGAUCAUUGUUGAGCAAAUAGUGCCUAAAGAAGUAUCAGCAUUGCUUAUAGAAGUAAAAGAUGCUAUUUGUGCUGAUUAUCGCAAUCUUGAAAAGUUCAUCUUUAUUCUUAUGAAGUUGAAUAAUGAGCCUGUCACGUCAAUAGCUGAUUCAAUGCUAAAGGAAUAUAGAAAUGUAUUUGCUAAUAAUGAAUGCACUAUGAUUUCUACAGAGCAUGUAAAUUUUAAUCUUCCACUGGAAUUAAAUGAAGAGUUUACAAGGAUUCGUAACAAGUUUGGUGACUUACUAGAUGAUGUAGCAAAUGCAAUGGAUGAUACAGUAGAUGUCGAAAAAUUAAAGAAAUAUGUUAGUCGUUCUAACAAACACCUGAGAUCUGGACUUGCUCUAUGUCAGUCCACAGAUGAAGUUGUACAACUGAUUGGAGAUGAUUGUUCACUGAUAAAUACUGCUUUGUUAGAAGGAAUUAUUGAUCGAUUUAAAGUUGACAAGGCAGAAGCUGCUAUGAAAAUUUACAAAGAUGAGAUCGAGAAAUUUUAUAAAGAACCUCUUCAUCGAUGUUUGAAUAAACAAUUAGCAUCUUUUUCUCCUCUUCAUUGUGAAACAGCUUUUAUUACUGUUGAUCAAAACAUUGAAGAUUAUAAAUUAAAAGACAUUCAAGAUUUGAUGACUGUUGCUUUUCAAAGGCUGGCACCACACAUCAAAGUGAUUUUUAUUAUAAGGGCUAAUUCGUUCUCAAUCAUUUGUUCCUUUCCUCUUGUUCUCUCUGAGUCACUUGUUGCUGCUGCACUUGAAAAUAUUGAACUACUAAUAGAGAAAAAUGUACAAAAAUUAAUCAUUGGAUACUGCAUUAUGUACGACAGGGAUCAGGUGAUUAAAGAAUGUGAAGGAAAAGAUUUAAAACAUUAUAUUACUUCGUCAGAAUUUUAUUCAUCUGUGUACACUAGUAAAAGCACAAUGGAGCAGUUACAAGUAUCAAAAAAAAUAAAUUUAUUGUCUUUGGGAAAUUACGAAACAAUAGAAGACUUGGAACAAGGGCUUGAAGAUGAGGGGAGAGGAGCAGGAUUGCAUGAAUAUGAAUCAGUCUCGGCAGGACAGUUACAAGCAAUGCAGAAAGAUCUGAAUAUUAUUAAAGAAGAGAAAAUUAAAUUAGAGCAUAAAUUGUAUGAAGAAAAGAGGAAGAGUAAUGAAUUGCAAAGAAGACUAGAUAACCCACUACCAAAUGAAAGAGCAAACAGAGUAGAAAGAGAUAAUGAAUUCUUGAGACAUGAUAAGUGGAAACUGGAAGAGAGACUUAAAGAGGAGAAAAGGAAUAGUGAAGAAUGGAGACAUAAAUAUGAACAAGCUGCUCAUUCCAGACCUAAUCCAGUGGAAGAUGAACUCAGAAGAAGAAAUGGCAUGCUGAAUCAAGAAAUAGCUACACUGAACCAACAUUUACAAAGAGAGAGAGGUAUCUUUCAGAUGAAAGUAAGACAGGUGGAAGAAGUUGAUGCUAAGUUGCACUCGCAAGAAUUAAGGUAUAGCGAACUGGAUAAGGCAUAUCAACGGGAAAAAAGAAAUAUACAGAACCUAAAGGACUACAUUGCAAAUCUUGAGAAAGAGGUAUUAGAUUUGACAGAAUCUAAAGGAAAAUUGAAGUCAGAUUUAGAAGAUUGCCAGUGUAAACUUAAAGAUCACGAGAAAUUAAAAAUUGAUGAAAUGAAGAAGUUUCUUGCCAAAGAAUUGGUUAAACUACAUGGGGAGUUGAUGGAGCUGUAUGAAGAUGAAUUGAUGAUUGAAAAAGAACUUGACAAGAAAGAUAGUGCAACAGCUAAAACUGUUCCUGGAUCAGAACCAAAUUCUUUUUCAUCUAGUUGAUUGAUCAGUUAGUUUUUGUUUUAUUUAUUAUUUAUUUUUACAAAA
Amphimedon queenslandica is the source of this 2412-nucleotide messenger RNA. RefSeq lists its product as uncharacterized. Gene Ontology annotation, biological process: signal transduction. Gene Ontology annotation, molecular function: protein binding. Lineage: Eukaryota; Metazoa; Porifera; Demospongiae; Haplosclerida; Niphatidae. The transcript is spliced from 16 exons. The coding region runs from base 40 to 2367 and encodes 775 amino acids. The record is from RefSeq and is a predicted model, not a curated record.